Messenger RNA from Ramularia collo-cygni, 1551 nucleotides. Its product is annotated as related to BCS1-mitochondrial protein of the AAA family of ATPases. The coding region runs from base 1 to 1551 and encodes 516 amino acids. The record is from RefSeq and is a predicted model, not a curated record. The transcript has a single exon. Gene Ontology annotation, molecular function: ATP binding; ATP hydrolysis activity. Gene Ontology annotation, biological process: protein insertion into mitochondrial inner membrane from matrix; mitochondrial respiratory chain complex III assembly. Lineage: Eukaryota; Fungi; Ascomycota; Dothideomycetes; Mycosphaerellales; Mycosphaerellaceae. Gene Ontology annotation, cellular component: mitochondrial inner membrane.
AUGUCCUUCUUCCACGCCGGCGGAGCAACAAUUCCCCACAACAACUUUCCCCACUCCACCGAUUUUGGCCUUUUAAAAUCCUCCCUCAAAUCCCUCCUCAAUCUCGACUUUACCAAACUCGGCUCCCUCAUCGCUCUCGCAAGCAUCAUCCCCCCAGCAUGGAACUACCUCCUUCAAACAUGGCACUCCACGGGGUCUUGGAUCCGGCAUUUCUUCAUCUCCUCCAUCACCAUCCCAGCCGGAGAUCCCUGUAAUCGAAAUGUCACCCUCUGGCUUCUAGAAAACAUCCUCCACCCUCAAACCAUGAGAUUCUUCACCGCACGCACCCCUCUCUCCUCCCGAGACAUCGACCCAGGCGCCUCAUUAAAAAAAUCCACCCGACCAAUCCAAUACAUUCCCCACUGGAAAUCCACCUGGUUCUUCCACGCCUCCCACCUCUUCAUUAUCCAACACGCCGCCCAAAAUCUCCCCGCCAAUCUCUCCGACGCCACCUACGACGGCAUCGGCGGGGAAGACCUCACCAUCCACUGCUUGGGACUCUCCGUCCUCCCCAUCCAAAAUCUCCUCGAAACAGCCCGGCACUUCUCCGAUGCGAAAUCGCAAUUCUACGUCAUCAUCUACUCGCGUGAUCGAUGGGGUAUGUCCUGGAAACCCACCUCCCGMCGUCCCCUCCGCGCUCUCAGCACCGUGCAUUUCGACGCCGGGCUGAAGAAACGUCUGAUGGAUGAUUUAAGGAAUUACUUGGAUGAGAGGACCAGAGUGUUGUAUCAGAGUCGCUGUAUGCCUUAUCGGAGAGGAUAUUUAUUAGAGGGACCGCCCGGGACGGGGAAAUCUAGUCUCACAGCUGCGAUUGCGGGGGAAUUUGGCUUGGAUUUGUAUGAAUUGAAAGUCUCGACGAUUGGAGGGGAUGGGGAAUUGGAGGGGGCUAUGAGGGAGGUUCCGCCUAGGGGGAUUGUGUUGUUGGAGGAUGUGGAUUGUGUGUGGUCGAGGGAUGCCCCUUCUCAUUCUUCUCCAAGAAGUAGUGAGGACACGGGAAAUUCUAAUGGGGGAGGAAGUGUUACAUUGUCAGGUCUCUUGAAUGUUUUGGAUGGAGUGGGUAGUCAAGAAGGUCGCGUGGUGAUUAUGACGACCAAUCAUCUGGAAUUAUUGGACCCGGCACUCAUUCGUCCGGGAAGAAUUGAUUUCGUGGUGCAUUUGGGAUAUAUUUCGAAGAGUUGUGCACGGGAGAUGUUUUUGAGGAUGUUUAAGCCGGAAUUGGUUAGUUGGGCUAGGUUGACAUCUACAUCGACAUCUAUGAUGGAGGGAGAUGAUGAGAAGAAUGGGGUUGAGGGGAAUGGGGGAAAUGGGGGGAAUGGGGGGAGGGAUGAAUUAGAGGACUUCAUCGAUGGGGAACAAAUUCGAAUUUUGGCGAGGCAAUUUUCGGAGAGGAUUCCUGAGGGGGUUUUUACGCCUUGUCAGUUACAGGGGUAUUUUCAAUUGCAUUUGGCUAGUGCUAGGGAGGCUGUGGCUGGGAUUGGGGAGUGGGUUGAUAGGGAGAGGGGGAAGAUUUGA